AUGUCUAAUUCGACUGCAAUAAUAUCGUCAAAUAAAGAUGGUAGUAUAAAAAAACGUUGUCAUCUAAUAAAACGUCAAAAAUCAUAUCGUAAAACACGUAGUAGUGUAGCACAAUCAACAAUACAUUUAAACAAAAUAUUAAGAUCACAUAAACUGACAACAAAUAAAAAUCAAAAUAAUUACACAGAAAUUGUCGAUGAUGAUGAUAUUGAUCAUGUUGAAAUCAAUGUUGAUAAUGAAAUGAAUGAAAAAGUCAAUGCCUUACCUGUAUUGGCAGCCGCCUUUAGUACAGGCUAUUUUAUCGAUAUUAAUUGUAAAUUAUUACCAGAAACAAUGUUAGAUGAAUUAGCUCACAAAACCUAUGAAUUUGUUCAACAACAAGGAAUAUUGAGUCGUUCAUUAGUACUUCAUACACUCGAUGAUCCAUUUUUAUCUCGUUAUGUCAAUCGUGUGUAUGUGGGUGAUUUUGAAAAUAAUCAUAAACCAGUUAAUUUACGUGAUGGAUUAGACAUGAAUAUUGUCUUAUAUAAAGUAAAAUAUGAGCGACCACACCAACAUAAUAUAACAAUUGAAGGUGAACAUAUUAAUAUUGGUCGACGAUGGUCAUUACCACAUGAUGAAUUUGAAUGUCUAUGGGAAAGUUUAGAAUAUGAUUUACCUAUUAAAAGUCAAUUGAUACAAUAUGUUUUUACUGUUGUACGUUUUUCUAAAGCAAAAAUUGAUCGACGUAUCAUACAUUGUAAUCAAACAAUAUUACUUUAUGGACCACCAGGUUGUGGGAAAACAUCAUUAUGUAAAGGUUUAGCACAAAAAGUUAGCAUAAGAAUGAAAGAAUUAUUUAAAAAAUUUUAUUUUUAUGAAAUGAAUGCAGGAAAUUUAUUUUCAAAAUGGUUUAGUGAAAGUAGUCGAAAUGUAUCUAGAUUUUUUGAUGAUGUUCAACUACAAUGUAUGGAUAAAAAUUCAUUUGUUAUUGUAUUAAUUGAUGAAGUUGAAUCAUUAUCAGCAGCACGUAGUGCAGCAUUAGCGUCAAAUGAACCAUCAGAUAUGUUAAGAGUAGUAAAUACAUUAUUAACACAUUUAGAUAGAUUAAAAGAAUUUAGUAAUGUACUAGUUGUAACAACAUCAAAUUUAAUUGAAGCAAUUGAUUUAGCUGUACUCGAUCGAAGUGAUAUUUCACAGUAUAUUGGGCCACCAUCAACAAGAGGAAUCUACAAUGUAUUUAAAGCAUGUUUUAUUGAAAUGAUGGAAAAAUAUGUAAUUAAACCGAUCAUUUACAUACCAGAAAUAUACGAUAAUGAUAUUAGUGAUAAAUUGAGUCAACAACUAAAAGAGAAAUUGAUAUAUUUGGCAAGAGAAAGUAAUGGAUUAAGUGGAAGAACAUUGAGAAAAUUACCAAUGUUAGCAUUUGCGCACUCACUAACAAUGCCCGUACCCGUUGAUCAAUUAAUCCAAGCAAUGAAACAAUGUAUUGAACAGAAAAAAGAAACGGAUAAUUAUGUGGGAGAAAUGAGUUAUAAUAACAAUUGUAGAUGA
Messenger RNA from Didymodactylos carnosus, 1533 nucleotides. Lineage: Eukaryota; Metazoa; Rotifera; Eurotatoria; Philodinida; Philodinidae. The record is from the annotation of a GenBank genome assembly.